This is a messenger RNA of Rotaria sp. Silwood2, 1809 nucleotides long. The record is from the annotation of a GenBank genome assembly. NCBI's taxonomy places the organism in Eukaryota, Metazoa, Rotifera, Eurotatoria, Philodinida, Philodinidae.
AUGUCAUUAUACAAUAGAAUUUCAAAUAAUCGAUUAAAUCGAAAUUUAUCAAUGGAUGUUUCACCAAUCGAUUGCUCUUAUAGACAAAGACGUAGAUCAUCGUCUGAAUCAGGCAUUUCUAGUUCUAAACGCGUGUCACCAGAUUCCAUAUCUGAUCAAGUACCUUUCAUGUCUGUUGAAAGAAUCACAGCAUCAUUAUUAUUCCAACGAGUGAUUAAAAGAUCUGUGUCAUUGAUGAAUAUUGUCGAAACAACUCUUGAACAAGCAGUUGACAAAGUAUUCCAAAAUGAUCAAGAAGUGGAAACUCAAUGGCAAAAAACGUUUAACUUUUAUAAUAAUGUACGACAAUGUAAUAAUCAUGAACGUAUAGAAAAUGAAAUAUGUGAAUGUUUUAUUGCUCUUAUGAAUGAUGAAAGAAGAAUAAUGAUAGGAUUAGAUUCAGUAUCAUCAUUAAAACAUCUUUUAAUAAUUUCUAUGAGAAUUUGUAGUGAACCAAAUUUAAAACUUGAAAUUCGUAUUGGACUUGGAGGAACAAAUUAUUUACUUACUUUGCGCACACCUUCUUAUGCUGUCGCAGGUAUUUGUUUAUUAGAACGUUUAUUACGAUUGCGAGAAAAAUUUUUAUUAAAUCAAUCUCAUUCAGAAGAUGUACCGACACAAAUUUUAAUUAAUACUCCUAUUUUAACGUUUUUUUCGGCUUGGACGGCUGCCGUUAAAGUAAAUAAUAUUGAUCCAGUUAUUGGAGAAAUACGUGCAAACGAAAUUUUAUCAUAUUUGAAAAUGUAUAUUGAUCAUUAUCAUUCAAAUUUAAGUACUUAUGUACAAUAUGAAAUGGAUCAUGCAAAUACUUAUGAAGAUAAAUUCUUAGAACGUAUUAUUGAACAUUACAAGUCUGAUUAUCACAAUGAACAAAUUAAACAUGGAUUAAUUACUCAAGCAAUAACUCGUGGAAGUGAUAAAGAAGGUUCUAUUCGAUAUACAUCAAUGCAUUUAAUUAUAUUUAAAGAUAUUAUUGAUAAAAAUUCUUCACAAUCAUUAUUUCAUUUAUUAGGUAAUAAUCAGAGUAAUAUGAAAAAUGAUCAAUUAAUAUGUUUAUAUGAUGGUAUUAUUACAAUAGGUGGAUCAGUGGAAGAAAGAUUUAAUCAAGUACGUCACGAAGUGCAACAAGCUUUUAUGAAGAAAUCACAAGAAAAUAAUGAAGAAAAUUAUCAUUUUCCUUUAUCAAUUCGAAUGUUAUCAAAAGCUGGUCAUACUCCUGUAUAUUAUCAUGAUAAAUCAGGUGAAAUCACAGUUGAUCAAAUAUUAAAAGAUCCUAUUGCUGAUUUGAAUUUAACAAAUACAAUAUAUAAAGAUAUUAAAUUAGAUAUAUUAAUAUUAAAAGAAGACAUUGGUAUAAAUGUAUUAAAGUCACUUGGGAGUCAUAUCUCUUGUUUAGAAAAAUUUAAUAUAUCUACAUGGGAAGAUAUUGUAUCAACUCUAACUGAAUUAUGCUUAAGAGUUUGGCGAAUUCAUGCAAAAAAUAAUAAUUCUAAAUGUCAAUGUUUAGUAAAAGAUCAACAAGCAAUUGAUCAAGUGUGUGAACAUUUUCGUUUAUCAAAUGACCCUCAUGAUACUGGACUUUCGAUUAUUAAUUGUAUUCUAAAAGUACUUGAAAACAGAUUCCCUUUUCCUUUUGGUCAAAUCAAGCAAGGUCGUCGUCUUAAUACCUUAAAUGCAGAUAAUGGAACAAAAAGUAAAAUUAUUGAUGAAGUUGAUAAACUAUUUGAUCAAAUUUUAAUAGAUUUCAUUCGAAGAAAGUUUCCUUUAUAA